CCUAACGAGCAGCGGGCGAGAGCCGAGCAUUCCCACGGAAAGAUUCAUAAGAACUUGAGCGGGCGAGUGGACGUGCUUUUUUUUCGCGCGCGCAUCAUCGAUACGCCGCAAUUUUUUUUUUUUUACAAAAGCCGCCUCUGUCCGGUUGCCCUAGUCGCGUUGCCGGUUACAUCUUUGCAUAUUUCACGUCGUGUCGGCGAAUAAAUUAAUGUCCUCGCGCAAGUAAACAUUAUCUUGGUGCGAAUAUUUAGUUUGAAGCGGCACUGUGAAAGUGACUCGUGUCGCGCGCCGUUCGGAGAGCAAAAAAAUUGAAAAAAAAAAACGGUGCACUCGGAUGAAUCCUCGAUGAACCAUUACCGUGAAAUUUUAGUGCUUCGGAUCCCCAGGUCUGUCGGCGACAUGUGAUCGUGCACGAGAGAAAGAGACAGAAAGUAAGAGGAAGAAUAAACCGCGCGUGAAUUUGCACGCAAUCUCGAACUAAUUACUUUCGCGUAUCGGCUGCUGCGAUUUUCGUGGAGUGAUUGUAGAAAUCGAAAGCACACAAUUGGUGGUGCGCAGGAAUUGUUUCGACACAUCGCGAACUGUGAUUCCACGCGAAUUACUCCCGGUUGAGCGAUACUCUCCUGUAGCACACCACAGAUGUAUUGCGGAGUCCAACAGGAUACGCGUUCUCUGAUCGACCGUGAAUGACCAUCGCUACUUGAAGCAAUAUUACGAAAUGCUAGGCGCUGCCGCGGAGUAGAUUCUAUUUCGACGAUGGCAGCGUUUCGCGCGAGCGAGUCGUAAGUGCGAUUCCGGCGGAAGUAGAUAAUCGUAUGAUUUAACCGUUUAAGCAAUGAAGAAAAAUAGAGGGUGGGACGUACAGUCGUGUUAGCCUUUAACUGCGAGACUCUUCUCUUCGCGACGGAAAGUGUCAAUAAAAGAGAGAGCUGUGAUUUUUGACAAAACCAGUUUCAGUGAAGCUGCAUGAAGAAAAAUAGACGGAGCUCAACGAAAAAUAGAGAAAAAAUAGAACGGUGGGAAGAAAUAAAAGGAAAAAAUUCAAAGUGCGGAGUCACUUACAGUGCCGUUGUACAAGGAAAUAAACAAUAGUGUUGCCGCGUACCAACUUUGGGAAUAGAAAUGAGUUGAGGAUCGACUACGAUGUUGAGUCGUCUUUCGGCCGUGGUGGCCUCCAUUUUGGUUCACCAGAUAUAUUUUCUAUGCACUGCCAACACGUUGUUAGGUGCGAAGCAAUUUCCAGGUUUUGAAAAUUUGCCACGCUCAUUUUGGCACGAGCUUAGUUCACCUUUUACAGAGGUUUACGAGGUGGAGAGUUUCGUGACUGAAACAGGUGGCACACCUGAACCGAGACCAUUUUUCGAGGAUCCAGAAAGCAACAUUACUGUACAACUCGGCGCCCAAGUCUACAUGCACUGCAGAGUACAAAAUCUACAAAAUACUCUUAAGGUGUCUUGGGUGCGUAGACGGGGAGAGGAGCUUCAUUUACUCACUAUUGGUCUCGAUACGUACGCGAGUGACUCCAGAUUCUCCCUAGCCUUUGAGAAACCCAAUGAUUGGCGAUUGUUUCUACGCUCCGCUACGGAACGCGAUGCCGGCCUUUACGAGUGUCAAGUCAGCGCCCACCCACCAUUAAUCAGAACUGUCCAUCUAGCGGUGUCAGUGCCGAAGGUGGAAAUUGUGGAUGAGCAUGGUGCUACGGCUGGUGACAAGUUCUACAAAGCAGGUAGUACAAUAGAGCUGAAGUGUGUAGUCAGCAAUAUACCGCAACCCACUGGCUAUGUCACGUGGCGACACGGAUCUCGUACGUUAAAUUACGACACGACUCGUGGUGGCAUCAGCGUCAAGACGGACAUGGGUGCAGCUGGUGCGGUGUCUAGGCUCUACAUUGCAAAUGCGAAUAAAAAGGACAGCGGGAACUAUAGCUGCGCUCUGGCGAACGUAGCAGCAGCCACUAUAGUGUCCGUCCACGUGCUAAACGGAGAGAAUCCGGCUGCCAUGCAACACGGCGGUACCACGGCCCCGAGGGCGACCUUUAUCUUUACCGUUGUGAUAUCACUAUCAUCGUUCUUAAGGUGACCGUGAUGACCCCGGUACAUUUUGGACCUGCGAUCCGAAUGGUGCUAAUUUUCUCUUUCCCCUAUGGAGACUCGUGCACUCGGAAUGUCCUCUCGAAACGGCUGGAAACUUUGGGCAUUAGGCCCUCCGUUCCUUUCCGCACGCCGAAAUGCCAUGAAAUUGCUGCGAAUCACAUAGACGAGGAUAUAUAUAGGUAUUCUCACGCGAAAUGCAAAUACGUGUGUGUGCGCGGUAACGACGGAGAUAUCAUCCGAAUCCGUUUCGAUCGUGGACUUAACUUUUGGACAAGUAGCUUCACUAUGAAGCACCGCGUCUCGCAGUUUCGUCGUACGGCGAGACGGCGUAUAUCAGUUUCCACAGAGCAUUUCCGAGCAUCUCUCGAGAAACUUGACUAAUCGCUUCCAGCGGCGAUCAAUGCGAGAUUUGCGUAUAGAGGAGGACGAAUAGCGUUCGCGCUCAGAACGCACACUGUAAAUUUCAGGAAGAGGGAUAGAAAUUUCACGUCGCUCCCUUGUGUUUGAACUGUCGGUACUAACAUGUUGACAAUGCAUUGUUAAUGCGUAUGUUAUUUGCGCGUCUGUAUGUUUAAACGCGGAUACAUUAAUUAAGAAAAUUCCGUUCAUGUGAUAUGUAAUGCCAGACUAUCUAUGGCAUACGUUCGCGAUUGUGCUGAAAAUAAUAAUUAGCUAAUCGAUGAUUCGAUUGAUUCCACAAUCAAUUUUUAUUUUCAUACCGUAAAGAAUUUUAAAAUAUAUAUCGCGAGGUAAA
Acromyrmex echinatior (Panamanian leafcutter ant) is the source of this 2847-nucleotide messenger RNA. RefSeq names its product defective proboscis extension response 14. Gene Ontology annotation, cellular component: neuron projection membrane. The record is from RefSeq and is a predicted model, not a curated record. Lineage: Eukaryota; Metazoa; Arthropoda; Insecta; Hymenoptera; Formicidae. Gene Ontology annotation, biological process: synapse organization.